Molecule: messenger RNA, 1158 nt
Organism: Zasmidium cellare ATCC 36951
Lineage: Eukaryota; Fungi; Ascomycota; Dothideomycetes; Mycosphaerellales; Mycosphaerellaceae
Exons: 1
Coding region: 1-1158 (385 amino acids)
Biological process (GO): regulation of cyclin-dependent protein serine/threonine kinase activity
Cellular component (GO): cyclin-dependent protein kinase holoenzyme complex; nucleus
Molecular function (GO): protein kinase binding; cyclin-dependent protein serine/threonine kinase regulator activity
Source: RefSeq, a predicted model, not a curated record
AUGGCCUACUCACCUCCAACUCCCGCGCAGAAUGCUGCUGCCCUCGAUCACUUCAUCUACCUCCCAGUCUCGCAAGACAUGAUCAACUACUUGGCAGCCAAGGCCGCUCAAGUUAUCCGAUGCGAAGGCCAACCAGCGAAUUCUCUCAACAAGAGCCUUCCACCAACGCCACCUACGACUCCACCUCAGCACCAGUCCAGCUCAUACUUCGAGCCUCAGCUACCCUCACUGGAGCUCUUCAUCGCUACUCUCGUCGAGCGAUCGCAUGUGCAGGUGCCUACGUUGAUGACGUCUCUGGUCUACCUUGGCAGGCUCCAAGCUCGUCUGCCUCCAGUCGCCAAGGGCAUGAAGUGCACCGCUCAUCGUAUCUUUUUGGCUUCCCUCAUUCUUGCUGCAAAGAACCUGAACGACUCAUCGCCAAAGAACAAGCACUGGGCGAGGUAUACCGCUGUUCGUGGUUUCGACAACUUCGGCUUCAGCCUCACCGAAGUCAACCUCAUGGAGAAGCAGCUCCUGAGCCUACUGGACUGGGAGCUGCGUGUCACUGAAGACGAUCUCUACUACCACCUCGACCCAUUCCUUGCACCAAUCCGAACCUGGCAACAUCGCCAAGCGGAGAAGCAGAAGAUGAGAGAUGAGAUGGCUGCCCUCCAGCAGCGACAGAUGGCUUUGGCUGCACAGCAGCAGCGUCGUGCCGCAAUGGAAGCCCCGCGGUACUACGAAUCGCCUCGAUCGAUGGGUCCAUACACCUACCAGCAGCAGAUGUGCUACGCACCGUCGUCCAACUCUUCAUCGCGAGCUCCAUCGAGAACACCUUCGCUCUCACCCCCAACCCGAAGCCGAUCUGCCGCCUCUCAAUCUUCGAAUGAGUCUUACACCUCGUCGUCCUCGCCGGCCAGUCUCAACUCGUCCUACACCGAACACAUCUACGAAGAGCCUGCUGUUCACAUCCAGCAAUCCGACGGCCAGACGGCACCUUCGCUUGUCCACAUCCAACACAAGGCGUCGAUGCCCAUCCUUCCCCACGCUCACGCUCUGCCGCUCGAGCACACCGACCAGCAACCCGCCAAGAAGCAGAAGACCAACAUCUUCUCCCGCUUCCUGCCCACCACCCUCAGCCGACCUCAGCCACCGCAAAUCGCUGUAACCGGCUACUAA